AUGGCAUCCAUUUCGGCGUCCAAUGCGGUCGCGAAAGAGCGUCUUUCGUUUGCAAAGAUCGCUGCRGGUUCCCAACCCUCCCAACUCCCCGCGAAGCACAAGAAGCUCGUGCAGCUUGCGGGCGACCCUUCGGCACCCGAAAGCCCGCUCGCAUACACGCCGGGCGUCUCGGACGACAAUAACACAACUUUGUCAUCGUCCAGCGACUCGAACAAGCCGCCAAGUAUCGCAUCUGGUACGACGUUCGCGCUUGAUGAAAAGGACUCUCUCCGUCCAGAUGACAGUGCCAGUGUCAAGGCGGGCGAGGAUGAAGAGCUCUCGGGGUCGCGCAUGGGCUCGGACGUUGGCGUCAGCGCUUUCCGCAAUCAACUGCAGGAAAUCUCAUCCAUGGAGCCGCCGAGGCGUGGUGUGCCCCAGCAGCCAUUCACAAACGCGCCAAAAGGCGUGCUGUACGUUCCUCCACAAGGUCCAGGGAUAGGAGCAGUUCCCAACGCGUCGCGCAAUUCAUCGGGAGGUAGUCCAGAUGUGGACUGUCCGCCUGACCGGAAGCUCCUCGAAGCCCUGGAAGAACCGAGAGAUCGGGUCUGGGUCUUGAAGCUGGAGCAAGAUGUCAUCGAUUUCGUAAAGGACGCAAAGGAGGCAUCCCUUACUCUCCCGCAGUGCCAUGCUUUCUACCGACUUCUAGCCCAUAAGAUGGCCGACUACUACAUGUUGGGUCAUCUUGUUGAUGAUUCUACCUCUGCUGUGCGCCUCUACAAGACCCCUAAUUGCCGCAUUCCGCCUCCGUUGACUGGAAUCACCGCUCCUUCUACCGCCGCUAGUACGCCACCUCCGCCAGCUCCCAAGAUGACCAUCUUGCAGCRGGGAGCUGGUCCGGCCAUUGCGAACGGAUCUAACGGGUUUCCAAACUCCGAAAACGAUAGCGAUGACGACAAGAAGAACAAGGCUCCCGUUACGCGCGAGCAGAGAGAAGCACAAUACGAGGCCGCGAGACUUCGCAUCAUGGGAUCAGCCAAGCCUGGCGAAUUCUCCGAAGCGCAUAAGGAUCAGCAAGAAUCGCGCUCCAGUUCAACCGCUGGCAAAAAGCACAAGAAGAAGCCUCGCGCUGAUAGUGAUGAUGGCUUCGAGGCGCGUUCUGCAUACAGCAACUUUUACACAACUUCGUUUGGCUCAGACGGACUUCCAGCUGCCCAGUACGGCUACCCAGAGUACUCCGACCCCGUUGCUGCGCAAUAUGCAUCCAGUGUGUAUCCUCAGCAGGGCUACCCCGGCGGUCAACCACACCAGAUGCAAGGACAAGGCGGCAACCCAUGGGCUCAACAUGCCUUCCAGACCAUGGAUCCCACGCAGGCUUGGGCGCAAGGACAGUCUGGUGCUUACGACCUAUCAAACGACUUCCAGCGCAUGUCCUUCCAGAAUCAAGUCCCGGCACAGGGGCAGAGCUCCAAUUUCGCACCCAACUACGCACAACAAUACUACGGACCUCAGCAAGGAUGGCCUCAGCAGACAUCGUCUCAGCCACAUCAGCAAUCCCAGCAUCACCAGCCCCAACAGCAAUACCAAAUGCAAGGUCAAAUGCCAACACCAUACGCAUAUGGACCGCAUUAUGUGCCGCCCUCUGGACAAACACAGGAUCCGCACCAGUCUUAUCCAUUCGGUCAAUUGYCCAGCCAGACAUUCCCAGGCCGACCUUCGAGUCAUGCAGAACACCCGCUGCCUGGCAGCUACAAGAGUAAGCACUUCAACCCGCAAAGCCAGAGCUUCAUUCCUUCGCAAUCAGAUGGGCGACCCUUUACCCCACAAGGCUCUACUCCGAAUGGUAAUGGCUUCGGGAAUCUCAACGGCACGAGCCAACAGCUCCAACGCCAGAGUUCCAGCAGCCACUCCCAGCAUAGCUCCACAUUCGGUUCACCUCACCACCACAAUCCCACACACGCUGCCACGAUGCAGAACCGCGCGCCAACUCAGCAGCUGACGCAUCCACUUCCACAAGGUCCGGUCUACCCACGGCAACCGUCGCCUAGCGUGCCGCUACCUCCAAAGCCUGCCACAGCUGGAGGAGCAGGAGGUAGUCAGCAACAGCCAUUCGUCAUCUCUUCUUCACCUCAAUUGCAUGGUAUGCAGAGUCAGAACCAGAGUCUGCUGGCAAAAUGGGGCGCGCCCUCAUCCUUGCCUGCCAAGCCGCCUCCUUCUAACGAGCCUUUUGACGCUUCGCGACUGACGCAGAUUCAGCGGCAGCCUUUCAAUGCGGCAGCCGUGGCGAGACAGCCUGGUGGUGGUGUGUAUUCUGGGUUCGGACCGGGGACGGUACGACGGAAUGAAUAA
Molecule: messenger RNA, 2325 nt
Organism: Ramularia collo-cygni
Lineage: Eukaryota; Fungi; Ascomycota; Dothideomycetes; Mycosphaerellales; Mycosphaerellaceae
Exons: 3
Coding region: 1-2325 (774 amino acids)
Biological process (GO): galactose metabolic process
Molecular function (GO): nucleic acid binding
Source: RefSeq, a predicted model, not a curated record